Sorghum bicolor (sorghum) is the source of this 1735-nucleotide messenger RNA. RefSeq names its product probable membrane metalloprotease ARASP2, chloroplastic. Lineage: Eukaryota; Viridiplantae; Streptophyta; Magnoliopsida; Poales; Poaceae. Gene Ontology annotation, molecular function: protein binding; metalloendopeptidase activity. The record is from RefSeq and is a predicted model, not a curated record. The transcript has a single exon. Gene Ontology annotation, biological process: proteolysis. Gene Ontology annotation, cellular component: membrane. The coding region runs from base 187 to 1470 and encodes 427 amino acids.
CAGAGGUGACUCGCCGAGCUAUUUUAUUUGCUCCGCCUCGUCUACUCUGCACCACACAGCCGUUGAGUCCACGUCGCCUUUUCUGCCGCCAACCCCACACCUCAAACUCCCCUUCCCAAGAAUGCCAGAUUAUCCACUGCGGCUUCUCCCUCCUCCAGGUCCUCCUCCUCCUCCUCCCCUCCCACCAUGAUUACCACCCACCUCUCCCCAUCCCUCAAGCACCGCUUCCCGUCCCCGCUCCACUCCACCUCCCACUCCCACCACCACCACCACCACCACCACCUUCCCGUGCACCUCCCGCUCCCGCUCCCCCGCCGACACCGCCACCUCGCUAAGCCCGCCGGCGCCGCCGCUCCGGACCUCCUCGCGAGCGUCGAGUCCGUCGCGUCCGCGGCCUCGGUCCUGGCCGCCAUCGUGCUCGUCCACGAGUCGGGCCACUUCCUCGCCGCGGCGUCCCGGGGCAUCCACGUCUCCCAGUUCUCCAUCGGCUUCGGCCCGGCGCUCGCCCGCUUCCGCCUCGGCCCCGUCGAGUACGCGCUCCGCGCCAUCCCGCUCGGCGGCUACGUCGGCUUCCCCGACGACGACCCGGAGUCCGGCUUCGCGCCCGACGACCCGGACCUCCUCCGCAACCGCCCCGUCCCGGACCGCCUCCUCGUCGUCUCCGCCGGCGUCGCCGCCAACCUCGCCUUCGCCUUCCUCAUCGUCUACGCGCAGGCGCUCACCGUCGGCGUCCCCGUCCAGGCGCAGCUCCCCGGGGUGCUCGUCCCCGAGGUCAUCCCGGGCUCCGCGGCCGCGCGCGCGGGCCUCCUCCCCGGGGACAUCAUCCUCGCUGUGCCCGGCGCCGCGCCGGACCCGUCCGUGCCCGUCCUCGUCGACCUCAUCAAGGCCAGCCCCAGCAAGAAGGUGCCCCUCACCGUCUCAAGAGCUGCGCCAGGGACGGUGGACAGGCGGUCCGUUGAGGUCACCGUCGUGCCGGACACCAGCGCCGAUGGCAUGGGCCGCAUCGGCGUGCAGCUCUCCCCCAACGUCAUGGUCACGCGUGUGCGCCCCAAGAACCUCGCCGACGCCACCGUCCUUGCCGUGCGUGAGUUCACGCUCUUGACCGGGACGGUGUUCGACGGGCUCAGGCAGACAUUGCUCAACUUCUCUCAGUCCGCCGAGAAGGUGUCAGGCCCUGUGGCCAUCAUUGCAGUGGGAGCGGAAGUGGCCAGGUCCAGCGCCGAUGGUCUGUUUCAGUUUGCGGCGGUGAUCAACCUCAACCUUGCAGCCAUAAACUUGUUACCCUUGCCGGCAUUGGACGGUGGCACGUUGGCAUUGAUUCUUCUUGAGGCAGCCCGUGGCGGCCGUAAGAUUCCCCGAGAAGUGGAACAGGGCAUUAUGUCAUCAGGGAUAUUGGUGGUGCUCAUGGUUGGCAUGUUCCUCAUUGUGCGUGACACACUCAACCUUGACUUCAUCAAGGAGAUGUUGUGAUGAAAAUCAGUUGAUUGCAGUUGUAGUAAAAUUGCUGGUAUCAGCACUCGGUUGGCUUGCAAAAGGUUAGUUGUUGUCAUUCUUUUUGCCCUUUGAUGGGACUGCUCUAGCAUUCUAGCUUGCUGUACUGAUCGUAGGUCCUUGUAUUGCUAUUUUUGAAAUGAAGUUUGCGAUAUUACAGUUAAUCAUGAUCGAGGUAAAAAAAAAGGAAUGCUGGAUUGUUCAAAUGUAAAUUACUACUUCCAAUGCAUAGAUAGUUGCUUAA